Molecule: messenger RNA, 9653 nt
Organism: Syngnathoides biaculeatus (alligator pipefish)
Lineage: Eukaryota; Metazoa; Chordata; Actinopteri; Syngnathiformes; Syngnathidae
Product: endoplasmic reticulum aminopeptidase 1-like
Exons: 19
Coding region: 206-3052 (948 amino acids)
Biological process (GO): peptide catabolic process; proteolysis
Cellular component (GO): cytoplasm
Molecular function (GO): peptide binding; metalloaminopeptidase activity; zinc ion binding
Source: RefSeq, a predicted model, not a curated record
CCAUGCCAACGCCGCUGAAGAAGUAAUCAUUUCAUAAACUGAUUAUGUUCGGUUCGUUCACUAAAAAGAUUCGUUUAAUUGACCUAAUCGUUCGCGAACGUGAAUAUAGGUGCAUGCGAUUUGCUCGUUCAUCGCUUUCGCCUUCACUUGCUGUGUCGUCUGCUCUACGCGGCAAGUCGAAAAGGUCUCUGUUUCGUUUGCCAACAUGUUCGUGGCUCCUUCUUGCUUGAUGAUCUUUCUUUACGUGGCCCAAGUGUUGGGGGCACAAAUUCCAUAUGGAGACACACGCGACAUCACCGGCGCUCAGCCGUUCCCCUGGCAUCAUAUCAGACUCCCCCGAACCGUCGUGCCUCACCACUACGACCUGACCAUUCACCCCAACUUGACCACUCUGAGCUUCACCGGUGCAGUUCGCAUCCAGCUGGAAGUGCUCGAAGACAUUCAAGCCAUCGUUCUGCACUCCAAGCAGUUGAAGAUUUUCAACGUGAAGCUCAAGACGGCUGAAGAUGUGAGGUCUCUUCAGAUCCUGGAGAAUUCAGUUUACCAGCAGCUUGCCCUUCUGUCAGACGAGGUGAUCACAAGAGGGGUGGAUUACGAGGUGCAUAUGGAGUUUUCCGCCAAGCUCUCGGAUAGCUACCAUGGUUUUUACAAGAGCAGCUACAGAACCAGCAGCGGGGAGCUUCGGGUUAUGGCAUCCACACAGUUUGAAGCUACCUACGCCCGAGCAGCCUUCCCCUGUUUUGAUGAGCCCUCAUUUAAAGCCAACUUUACAAUCUCCAUCAUACGUGAGCCGCGACACAUCGCUAUUUCCAAUAUGCCCAAGAUAAAAACAAUCGCAUUACCAGGAAAUGUGUUUGAAGAUCAAUUUGGCACCACAGUAAGGAUGAGCACAUACUUGGUAGCCUACAUCGUGUCUGACUUCGUUUCGGUGAGCAAGAUGACCAAAAACGGCAUCAAGAUUUCUGUCUAUGCCGUACCUGAGAAAAUCAACCAAACGGACUUUGCAUUGGAUGCCGCUGUGAAGCUGCUCGACUUUUACGAAGCCUACUUCAAUAUUCCAUACCCACUCCCGAAACAGGACCUUGCUGCUAUCCCUGACUUCCAGUCGGGAGCGAUGGAGAACUGGGGUCUGACCACCUACAGAGAGGAGGCCCUCCUCUUGCACCCUGAAAAAUCCUCCAUGAUGGACAAAGUAGAGAUUGCCAAGACCAUUGCUCAUGAGCUUGCACACCAGUGGUUUGGCAACUUGGUGACCAUGGAGUGGUGGAAUGACCUGUGGCUCAACGAGGGUUUUGCCAAGUUCAUGGAGUUUAUUGCUCUCGACUUCACGCACCCGGAGCUCCAAGUGAAUGACUUAUUCUUGGAGAAGUGCUACCACGCCAUGGAGGUUGAUAGUCUCAACUCAUCGCACCCAAUCUCCACCCCUGUAGAAAACCCCACUGAAAUUCAGGAGAUGUUUGACCAAGUGUCCUACGAUAAGGGAGCGUGUAUUCUGAAUAUGCUGAAAGAAUUCAUGACACCUGAGGUGUUCGAGAUUGGGAUCAUCCGCUACCUGAAGCGGCACAGCUACCAAAACACUGUCAGCAGCCACCUGUGGGAAAGCCUGACCGAUAUUUGCAGUUCAAAUGAUCUCCAAGAUGCCCCAUUAAAACAAAAAGCAUUCUGCUUCAAACGCAACCUACAAUCUGGGGAUGAUUACUAUGGUGAUAAGUUUGACAUCAAGACCAUCAUGGAGACGUGGACACUGCAGAAGGGCUUUCCGAUCGUCAACGUUGACUUCAGAAGUCGGAAGCUCAUGCUCACCCAGGAACGUUACCUGAAGACAGUAGCAAAGACCAAAACCACUGGAUCCCCGAGUAAAAAGUACACCAAAAAUACUGAGGAUGCAUUAAAAAAAGUUUGGCAGAUUCCACUGACAUACAAGACGAGUGAUUCUGACACAACACAACACUUCCUGAUGAAGUCCGGAGUGGAUCUCCUCCGCAUUCCUCAAGGAGUGAGCUGGAUCAAGAUGAACGUAGACAGGAGCGGUUACUACAUUGUCCACUACGGCAAAGAUGGGUGGAAGUCUAUGAUCAAUUUGCUCCAGAAAAACCACACGGCACUCAGCGGCAAGGACCGAGCCAGCCUCAUACACGACGUCUUUCGGCUUGUCAGCAUCCAGAAGUUGAAGCUGGAAACCGCUUUGGAGCUAUCCACGUAUUUGUCGAAAGAGACCGAUGUCAUUGCUGUGACCCAGGCCUUUUCAGAACUCGUACCCAUUUAUAAACUGAUACAAAGGAAGGAAGCGGCUCUUCUCGAGAAUGGAAUGAAGACUUACAUGCUGGACCUGUUUAAGGACUUGAUUGACAAUCAGACCUGGGACGAUUCCGGCUCCUCGUCACAGCGAAUGCUACGCAGCUACCUGCUUUUGUUCGCCUGUGUCAGGAACUACACUCCUUGUGUGACCAAAGCGAGCAAGCUCUUCAACAUGUGGAAGGAGUCUGAUGGCAAAAUGAGCCUUCCAGUUGAUGUCACCCUGGCGGUGUAUGCUGUCGGUGCUGAAACACCAGAAGGGUGGGACUUCCUGUUUGAGUUCUAUCGCCGGUCUUUGCAAGAGUCUGUUCGGAGUCACAUCAAGAUUGCCUUGACAAUCAGCCCAUUGCAUCAAAAGCUCACGUGGAUUCUGGAGCAGAGUCUUCUCGGUGAGAUUAUGAAAACCCAAGACCUCCCAGGCAUAUUGGUCUCGAUCAGCAGGAACCCCCGAGGCCACCGAGCAGCCUGGGACUUCCUCCGAGCCAACUGGCAGACGCUGAUCAAAAAGUUUGAAAUUGGUUCCUCCUCCAUCGCUUACAUGGUCACGGGAGUGACCGGCCUGUACUCCACGAAGACAAUGCUAAAGUCGGUGGAGAAGUUCUUCAGCUCUCUGAAGGAGGAGACGGGAUCAGAGAUGAGGUGUAUCCAGCAGGCGUACGACACCAUCAGUGACAACAUCAUCUGGGGUGAAACCAACUUCCCUGUGCUGCUGUCCUGGCUGAAAAAACGCCAGAUGCAGAUUCAUGAAGACUUGUAAUGGUCACGCAAAGACAUUUUUGGGAUGUACUGUGGUGACCCCGUAAGGGACAAGCCGAAAGAAACUUACUAUAUUACCCAAAAGGAUUUGCAUUCUUUUAGGAUAACGCUUGAUGUGUUCUUAUUGUGACCAAACACAAUUUUAUUGAAACAUCUUUUUGAUGUUCAUGCAAGGUAUCUUUGAGCUAUUUGAGCCAACAGCUCAAAGGUCUAGUUGUUGUAUUCAAUGACUAUAUUUUUUGUUGGCUUUAUGGCUUACAUCCAUCCAUUUUCUGAGCUGCUUAUCCUCACAAGCAUAGUGGGAAUGCUGGAGCCAAUUCCAGCUAUCUCCAGGCAAGAGGCAGGGUACACACUGAACUCAUUGCCAGCCAAUCACAGGGCACACAGAAACAACCAUUCACACCUAAGGGCGAUUUAGAGUCUCUAAUGAAAGGGAUGUGUGAGGAAACCGGAGUGCUUGGAGAAAACCAUGCAGGCAUGGGGUGAACAUGCAAACUCCACACAGGCAGGGCCGAGUUUUGAACCCCGCUCCUCAGAUCUGUAAGGCCAAUGCUUUUAACCAGUCGUCGCUUUUAACCAUGCCACCUCAAUUGCUCACAGUCAACUAUUUUUUGUUGCUAACAAUGAACAUUUUGAGUAGAUGUUUUCAUGGAUUAAUAUAAAUUGUUUUAGGGUAGAUCCCGCCCAUUCAUCAGCGUGAAGGGCACAGUCUGAAUGUCUGAUCCAAGAGAAAAUGAGUGUUUUGUUUUGUCUGUGAGUGCCUUUGGACCAGCCCAAAGUCACCUGAGAUUAGCUCCACCUCACUGCGAAUCUGAACAGGUUAAGCACGAUAGAGCUCGUGCACCUAUGUCACCGAAGUCACGUGACUGGCCAUAUUGCCGGUCAAACAAAGCAUUGUUAAAUGCUAAGUCCGUUGAGACGAAAAGAAAAUAUGUCUCAUAGCACGACACACAGAGUUUUGUCCAAUACCGUUAAACAUUUAGAACAGGGGUGUCAAACUCCCUUUGGUCUGCGGGCCGAAUACAGCUUAAUUUGAGAUCAAGCGGGCCGGACCAGUAAACUCGUUGCAAAAUUACAUAAAACUAACAAUAAGCCCACUUUUUUCCUUUGUAUUAGUCACUAAUACUAAUAAUUAGUGCAAAGAAUGAGUAAAUUAUCAAAAUGUUUAUAAACAAAAUUUUCCUUUUACAUUAUGAACAAUAUAUUAUGAACAAGAAAAUAACAUAAGAACAUAAAUAAAGUAUGUGCAAUUUUAACAACACUUUUAAACAGUUAAACAUAUAUUUAAGUGUGUUGUACAUAAAACUGAUCACAGAAAUAGUAACAAUGUUCCAAAAACAUUUAGUACCAGCCUUGUGGAACUUAAAAACACUGUUUUUCAACAUCUGGAAAGCAAUUUGAACAAAUGAAUAACUUUCACAGCAAUUAUUCGUCUUGCUUGGAAUUUGCCCUUGAAACUUGACAUCGUUUAUCCUGCACAAGUGCAUCAAUAUGAGGCAUCAUGUGCUGAGAAGCAGCCAAUUUCAGAAUCUCAUUCAAAUGCUUACGUGUGAGCUUUGAGCGCAGCUUUGUUUUAUUAAUGUUCAUUAGUGAGAAAACUUGCUCACAAAGGGAGGUUGUCCCAAACAUGGACAAUGUUUUAGCAGCUAGUGCUGUCAAUGCGGGAUAGCCUGGUAGGAGGUACUUGUAAAAUGUGUCCAAGCUUACAGAGGCAAAUCUGUCCUUCAGUUCUACAUCACACUGCAAAUCAAUGAUUUCAAGUUGCAUGGCGACGGGCAAAUCAGAAGCUUUGACUGUGAAUGGUGAGCGAAAAACUGCAAAAUCUGUUUCGAGUUUGCUAAAAACCUGAAAUCUUUUCUCAAACUCCAUCAACAGCCCUGAAAUCUUCUCUUUGUACCGUUUCACGUCAGAAUUAACGCUUGCUGCGCACAUAUCUCUUAAACAGGGAAAAUGAGCAGGGUCACCGCUUGCCACCUGCGUCUCCCAUAACCCGAACUUUAACUUGAAUGCACGUAUGCUGUCAUAAUACUGUGUUACGAUUUUUUUUGCGUCGCUGCAACAUUUUGUUAAGAAUAUUCAAGUGCUCAGUGAUGUCAACCAUAAACGCAAGGUCCUGCGGCCACAGAUGGCGCUGUAAUUCCUUAACAGGUUUACCUUUUUUCUCCAUGAAUUGUCCGAUUUCAUCACGUAAAUCAAAGAAGCGCUUUAGCACAGCACCUCUGCUUAACCAUCGUACGUUCGUGUGAUGAGCCACACCAUGGAUAAUGUUACAGUCACUGAGAAAGCUGUCAAAUUGACGAUGAUUAAGACCUCUGGCUCGGAUGAAAUUAACAGUUCGGACAACCACCUCCAUGACGUGAUCCAUUCUUAGCGAUUUGCUGCAUAAUGCCUCCUGAUGCAAAAAAAAAUGAAAUAUCUAAAAAUUACCUCCCCCAUUUGCGGCUUGUACGUUAUCUCUGAACUUUGUCACAACACCUGCCUUUUUACCGAUCAUUGACGCCGCACCAUCAGUAGCCAGGCUUACGGCGCGUGACCAGUCCGCUCCGACUCUGUCCAGCGCUCCGACGACGGAGCUGAAAAUGUCCUCAGCUGUUGUGGUGUCGAUCGUCGGCACCAGCUCGAGAAACUCCUCUGUGACAUUCAAAGUCUUGUCAACUCCACGAAUGAAUAUGGCCAGUUGAGCGACGUCCGUGAUAUCAGUACUCUCAUCGAUCGCAACAGAAAAUGUCACAAAUGACCCCACUUUGCGUUUUAGUUGGUGGUCCAAAUCUGCAGAGAGUUCCGAAAUCCUGUCUGCCACGGUAUUUCUUGUCGAGCUUAUAUUGGCGAAAGCAUGUCGCUUCUCAGGACACACAAUUUCAGCAGCCGUCAGCAAGCAGUUUUUGAUGAACUCUCCAUCACUGUACGGCUUUGAUGCCAUUGCUAUUUGGCUCGCAAUUAGGUAGCUGGCUUUCACCGCAGCAUCACUGGCUUCUCGGCUCUCGGUGAAAACAGAUUGCGUUUCUUCAGACGCGCCAUCAUUUCAUUUACCUUCUGUUUUCUCAAGUCUCCAUGCAAACUGUUGUAUUUUUCACCAUGCUGAGUUUCGUAAUGGCGCCGAAUAUUGUAUUCUUUAAGCACCGAAACUUGCUGCUGGCACACCAGGCACACGGGUUUCCCAUUCACCUCCGUGAACAUACAUGUCCAUUUUUCUUGAAAAGUCCGACACUCUGUGUCUACUUUUCUCCUUUUUGACAAAGACAUUGAUGAGGGUGCGAGGCAAACGGAAAAGUAGAUAAUGCAAUUGUCGCCAAUAGAUGCUGUACAGACGUUCAAUUUUACCAGGUCAAGGUGGUCCUAGUUCCGUCGCAGUGUUGCUUUCACAUUGUCUGCACGUACUAAAACACUGCGCCCCCUAGCGGAUAAUACAAGAACUACAAAUUUUAAAGAAAAUUCACAUUUUUUUUAAUACAAUGCAGCUUUCUUCCCCGGGCCGUACCAAACCACCAGACGGGCCGGAUCCGGCCCGAGGGCCGUAUGUUUGACACCCCUGAUUUAGAAGGUGAUAAUAAACGAAGGUACAUGGACAAAUUUGAGAAACUUGGGAUAAAGGACCCAUGAUUAAUACUAAUUUCAGUACAAAUACCAAUGUUUACAUAAAUUACCCCUGGUUUUACACAAACCCGCAUUCAUUCACGAUGAUUGGGAAGAAAAGAAAGGAGGUCAGCGAGUCGGCCACACGUAAACCUCUCUGUGACAGACGGUUUAUUUUCUGUUUUUAAAUACGCAUUGUUCUCAAAUGAGUCUAGUUGGUAUUAUAGAUCCUAAUUGGUAAUUUGAAGUUAAGAAUAAUUCAUACCUGAAAUGAAGUGAUCGCUACACAGUUGUGUGUAUUUGGUUGGGCACCAGCCAUCACGUUUAAUUUCCGAAAUCCAUCGUUCUUUUCAACUGGUAUUCCAUAGAAUGACCUCUUUGAAUCUCGUCUGUUGUGACAAUCAACAGCGCAACAGGUCUGGGGUAUUGCAAAUGUUCUCCUCCGGUUCAACGUCUCCCACAAUGUCGAGCAGCUCUGUUUGGCUGUCAAUACGGCAUCGUGAAAAUGGUGACGUCACGUGCACGAGCUCUCUAGAAAACGACCUUACAGUAAAAUAACAAUAGAUUUUUCUGUGGUUAGUUAACAACUAUCUCUUAAUUUUUUUUUUUUUUUUUUUAAGAAAACAAUUGCCAAAACUCAGAGCCAAGCUUUUGGUAAUGCACCUAUAUUGCUGUUCACUAACAGAGAUGCAGUUGUGAUAUGAGAAAACAUUAUUAUUUUAAGGUUUUGAGAACUUGGACACUGUUUUUGGUUGCUGCUGUCUUAAUGGCUCAGGGAUAUACCUCACAUCUGCAUCAGUAUCUUAUUAAAAUUGUUUUUUAUACGAUGUCCAAUUCUCACAGCUGCAAUUUCAGCAAGUAUCUUUGAAAUAUGACCCCCACACUCCACCCCACCUUGGAAUCAAGGAAGAAACAUGUCAUGUCGUGAUCCAAGCCGCUUAUCCUCACACCGCUAUUGGUAACUUUAGAAGUCAAAUAACUUUUAACUGUUAUCAAGCAGUGGUCUGGGGACCUGGAGUGAUCUUUGGUGUAAUUGCAAGGGGUCCCUGACAAUACACUUUUCAAAAUAUUUAUGAAGAGAGGUUAAUUUUACUGAUAUGUGACUGAGGCCUUUAUCUACUACGACAUGGGAGUUUUUUUCUUUUUUUUUAGGUCUCUUUAUUCCAUCCUUUUGUGUGCCUUGUUGCCAUUUGUAAUGUUGACAUCAGCGGGGUCCUCAGGGAUAAUCAAAACAUUUACUGGGGGGUAAAGACCCUGAAAAGGUUGACAGCCGCUGUUCUAUGAGAUACAUUUAUUUUUUUAUCUUGGUGAAGUGAACAUGCAAUUUUUUUUUUAUUUUUGAUCUCUUUCUGUUGUCCGGGAAUAACAGUUUUCUGUUGCUUUGGUUAAAAAACAAAAUCCUGUUUAAUUAAAAUAACAGCAAGAAAAAAAAAUACAAAGAAAACCUUGAGGUAGAGUUUUUUUUUUUUUUGGGCCGCUUUGGAAUUUUUUAAGUCUAUGCCAUCUAAGUGCAAUAUAUCCCAAAUGUAUUCCAUGGCCAAAGUUAGACAUAAAGUAAAUUUGACCUUUAAGUGUAAAAAUACAAAUGGAAAAAUGUAAAAACAAAAAUAUCUUCCUGUGUUUUCCAACCACUGUGUUCUGGCACAUUAAGACUUCUUCUGGGGUGCCGUGGGAAAUUAUCAAAUUUCACUCAGUUUGUCAAAAUAGCAUUUAUUUCCAACAAAUAAUGUAUCUUCACUCCUCUAUCGAUGGCAGCUGCAAAAAAAAAAAAAAAAGAAAAACAAAUAACAAAUAAAUGCUCUUUGAUUUGAUGACAAAAUUGUUUUGUGUAUCCACUUUUUGACAUUUUGGUUUGUUGGUAUGCCGUGACACUUUUUUUUAAGUGUAAGAUAUGUCCCUUGCCUCAGUUUUAGUGGGAAUCACUGGAAUAGAUCAUUCUUAUCAAAUAUAAAUGUAGAACAGCGGACAUUAAAAAAAAAAUUACUCAACUCUCUUCAAAUGCUUGACAUUUUGUGGUAAAAAGACCGAGAUAAAGAAUUAAAAAACUUUUUCCACGGUUACUGUGAUAAAACCCUUUCAACAAUUAAAAAAAAUAGUAAAGUAAAAAUAAUGUGGCUGUACAACUGUACACAGCCUCUUAUAACUAGGAUGCAUUGAAAAGCGCCACUUUUGAACCCUAACCCUCUUAGAAUCACGUUCUACACUAAGGAUGUCGUUCUUUAGUUGAUGAGCACGACUGUGUUUGCACCAAAUAUUACUUUUGGAGUUAGGGUCAAAAACAUAAAUGUUGGUUUCUUUGGCCCAAAAGAGAUUUUUCCACUUUUGGCAAGAUUUUCAAACGAACUGCAGACAUUGUAAAGUGUAGUUGUGGCUGCAUCAUGCUAGGGCACAAUAUUUUUUUUUGUUUUUAAAGCUUGAACUGAGGCUUCAGACAAGGUGGAUAGAAUUCUGUACAGUUUGAAAUAAGGUUGUUAGUACAAAAGCUUUAAACUUCUCAAAUGCAAAAAAAGAAAAAACACAUUUAUCCAUCCAUUUUCCCAGCCGCUAAUUUAUUUGUGGUUAUUUAGAGAUCCUUAAUGCAGGUGUGUGCAGACUCUUGUUUUACCCAAAUUUGAAUCUGAUGUUUGAACAUGGCGCCACAUUGGAUCAGCUGGAAAGUGUUGGCCUCAAAUUUCUGAGGUCCAGAGUUCAAUCCCGGCCUGUGUGGAGUUUGCAUGUUCUUCCCGUGUCUGCGUGGGUUUUCUCCAGGCACUCCAGUUCCCUUCCAAAUCCCAAAAAUAUGCAACAUUAAUUUGAUAUUCUAAAUUGUCUCUAGGUGUGAUUGUGAGUCUCGAUGUGCCCUACGAUUGGCCGCCAACCAGUUCAGGGUGUACCCUGCCUCCUGCCCGUUGAUAGCUGGGAUAGGCUGCAGCACUCCCCUGGCCCUUGUGAGGAUAUGCGGCAAAGACAAUGGAUGUUUAUUAGGUCACAGGUCUUGAAAUUGUUCAUCUUGGCCCAAAUAUUUUUUAAUACCACACAAUAAAAAAGCA